Messenger RNA from Venturia canescens, 6214 nucleotides. It is a transcript of the gene Axud1, whose product is annotated as AXIN1 up-regulated 1. The record is from RefSeq and is a predicted model, not a curated record. Lineage: Eukaryota; Metazoa; Arthropoda; Insecta; Hymenoptera; Ichneumonidae. Gene Ontology annotation, molecular function: sequence-specific DNA binding; DNA-binding transcription factor activity, RNA polymerase II-specific. Gene Ontology annotation, biological process: regulation of transcription by RNA polymerase II. The transcript has 5 exons. Gene Ontology annotation, cellular component: nucleus. The coding region runs from base 492 to 4319 and encodes 1275 amino acids.
GUUCUAGUAUCGUGCCGAUGGUAGACUGUCGCUGCUGGCCCCAAGGCCUGUCUCCAUCAUUUUUUAUUAUUUUUUCUUCCUCAAAAUAUUAAUUUACAAAUAAGUGCCUCCGCGUCUAAAUUCUUUGGCGUGACUUCGUUGCUGAGCGAAAGCGUUUUUCACUAUUUUUCAUCGGCUUAUCGAUCGUUUUCUUGCCUUUUUUUCUAUCUAGUUUUUUUAUUCUUUUUCUCAACUCUAAAUUGUUCGGCCAAAUUUACUCUCCGAAAGACUCGAGUCUGUGCUUGUGACUGUGUGCAAUUGUGUGAGUUUUUGUAACUCGCGCCGUGCUAUAUUCGUCCCUCUCUCUCUCUCUCUCGCUCGCUCGCUCGCUCGCUCUUACUCGCGCGUUUCGCCACACGCUGCCCUCAGAGACAGAAACAAGCGAUAUCGCACUACGUCAUCGGCAAAAAAAAUGUAAAUCCUCCGAUUUUACGAACGCAGACAAUCACGAGAUGGAAUCGCCUCCGGGCCAGCAAAGCUCCCAGGUCGUCGCCGUGGCUCACGAGGAUUCCAACUCGACAAAGGACCGAGAUCCUGCCACCUCGUCCGAAUCAAGAACGGCUGAAAGAAGUGUGCCAAACGCCGAAAAUAAUGGAACGGUGCGAAAUGAAACUGACGUCGUUCAAGAUGUGCCGGUUAAAUUAAACCAGCCGGACUUGACUUAUUUGGAAAUAAGCUCCAGGCUCGGCCACGAAGGAGUCGACGACUCGGCAGCUACGUCCGAAAACCCCGUACCAGGAAGCUCCGAGGAAACGGCCGAACAAGCGAGUAACCCUGGGAAAACGAGUGGGAACGAGGAACAAACGAACUCAUCGAUGGACACCUUCGUCGGGAACAAAGUCCUUGAUGACAUCGAGAGCGUCAUGUACGACGAUAAUUUGUUCAGUGAUGAAGCCCUCGCAGCUUGCUUGAGCUCAUCGACGCCGUCCAGGAAAAGACAACCUGGUGACUUCCUGCCUCCCAAUGCCGAGAUCAAGAGAAUCGGGGUUGAGAUAUCUGAGGAACAUGCGAAACAGCUUAAAAACGAUGUGAGGAGAUUGUCCCCCGUGCUGGUGAGCCUGCGAGAACGCACUCUCGGUGAAAUAUCGUUGAGCUCGGAUUCCAGGCUCUUCGAAGGUGGAGAAGAGUCCAGGAAGCUGGAGACGGUUGGAGGAAUCGCAGAACCAGCCGAGUCGGUUAAUGACCCUGAGGAAGGUGUUCCGGCUUCCAGUGUCGAUUCGAUCCCUCCGGAAGUCGCACCUGGGGAAAGUUGCUCGAGCAGUGAUUCUCCCAGUGCAGAAAGUGUUCCCUCAUCUUCGUUUACGAAUCAAGCGAGUCGUGGAAAAACAGUCGCUGCGGAUGUGGCUGACUGCUGGACGGCAGACCCCCGGGUCGUCGACGAGCAUCCACAAGGAGUUGGCGCAGCUCUGGAAAACCCGAGUUCUCCAGUUGCCAGGAGCGAGUUGCGCGGAGCUAGCACACCGAAUCAAAGAUCGAACGUCCAGCGAGAACUGCUGAUCGUUCUGUCCCGGGUGGAUCACGGGAGUCCGGAAACCGGUGGGCGAAUCCGGAUGCCCACGCUCCAGGAAACCGGCAGUCCGAGGAGCGCUGAAAGCGAAGCUGAUUCGAGUACUCCAGGCAAGUCGGUCGAGGCGAGACUCCGGGAAACGCUGAUUAGUGCAGUGAAGAGUGACGAUGGUGAGCCAGCGACCGAGUUGGUUGCCGAGUCUCCGGUUGCCGGGGAUCGGCAAGAUAUUCUGGAUGAGAAGGAAGUGGACAAAGGUGCCGAGGAAACCGGUGGGGAAAAGAAUGCAACGGGCAGCUCUGCGGCGACGAUCCUCGUCGCCGGUGACUUUUGUCUGUCCCCCAAGUACCAUGACAACGAUCAGUUGAGACGUAAAAGUCCCAAAGUCGUGCUCGAACGGACCCUCGAAGACGGGACGUCGCCGAGGAGCGUCACCGGGAACGAGAAACUCGAGGACAGCGAAGAGAGCCUGCUACGAGCUAAUCUUGAUCGAGUCCGAAGGACCCUGGAGAGCAGUAUGAACGGCGACGAGGACGAGGAGGAGGACGACGAGGACGAUGCAUCCUUGACUGAUCCGCUGGCGAUAAACGAGGAAAAUGCUGGAGUUGCGCCAUCCGAUCGGGUCACCGGCGUUGCGGUCGACCUUCAAGAGUCACUGGACACUGAGACCGAGACCGAAACCGGUUCGGACAACUCCGAAAUCGUCUCUAUUGCUUCGCUCCAAUCGCGCGAUUGCCUCAUCGAACCUACCAACGACGGAUCAACCUGUCCGGAAACGGAUUCCGUUGUGUCCGAUGAAGCGCCGAGGGACAUCAUAACGAGGCUCGAGCCAGAACGGCCCGAGGCAUUCACCGAGGAUUCCGCUGAAAGCCUCGCACUCGCGACCGGUGCUAGGGAUGAAGUUCGCUCGGACGGAAGUGACUCUGGAUUGGGGAGCGAAAUCCCGGGGGAUCCUGGCACGGCUCCGGCGCCUGAAAGCGACUCUGAAACCUCUUUUCUCGACCGUAUUCCGGACGACAUACUCUCCGACAAGGACAAAGCAGUCAAUUCCCUGGAGGCUUUUGCGCCGGAUCCUGGUACAUCCGGGAGCCAACAGGAGCACCAGGAGAUUCAUCAACAGCCCCAAUUACCACUGCCGAACUUUCCUAAUCCGCCUAAAAGCAGCCUCAAAAGGAGGCUCACCGAUUGCAUGGAAGGAGAACCAAGCCCCAAGAGAAUAAACGUUGACGAACCUGUCAGAAAGAAGCGUAACAUUCAGUUCGAUGCUGUCACCGUUUACUACUUUCCGAGAGCCCAAGGCUUCACGUGUGUGCCUUCUCAGGGUGGCAGUACACUGGGAAUGAGUGCAACGCAUACCCACGCAGAGAGGUUUUCCCUGACGGAGCAUGCCGCCGAGCAGCGACGUCUUCAUCGGGCGAGGCUAGCGCAGCUGCGAUCAGAAAGGGCUGCCAAUUGCGGCACCGAGGCGGCCUCCAGUUCGGAGGAUCCGAGCGACGACACCGAUGAGGAACCGAGCGACACGGAAGAACUGGACAUUGACAGUUACUAUUUCUUGCAACCAGUGCCAACGUGGCAGCGAAGGGCUCUGCUCAGAGCAGCUGGAGUCAGGAGGAUAGACGCCGUCGAGAAGGACGAUUGUCGUGACAUCAGAGCCAGCCGGGAACACUGCGGAUGUGGAUGCAAAGGGUACUGCGAUCCGGAAAGCUGCCCUUGCUCCAGGGCCAAUGUCAAGUGCCAGGUCGACCGCGCUGGUUUCCCCUGCGGCUGUUCCCGGGAUGGUUGCGCCAACAGCUCGGGUAGGAUCGAGUUCAACCCCGUUCGAGUCCGCACCCACUUCAUCCACACCCUGAUGCGUCUGCAGCUGGAGAAAAAGCAGCGGGAAGAGGAGCGCUCGGAUCACGAGCUCCUGGUGAACCAGGUCGGCCGCGCCCCGAUGAGAGAAGUUCCAGGCAUGAUGGGCACUCCUCUCGGCCAAAUGGAGCAUCCUAACAUCAUAACCGGCGAUCCAGUCUCCUGCGUCAACGCCGGUGGCUUCACCACCCUCCACUACGACGGCCAUGAUCCAACCUCCAACUCCUGCCCUCCUGGGAUCGUUCAUCCCGUCAGGGAAGACAGUCUUGAUCUCUACGCGAUACGCGACGAUUGCUAUCCACCUGACGACGUCGACGGCGGGCCAAACGCCGACCGGAAGUUACACCCCGAGUUCGGACAAGCUUUCCAAACCUUUCCUGGCCAACAACCUGCUGUCAAUUUUCCACAAGGUGCUUACCAGGACUACCAAGGAUACCAGGGCCUCGCAUCCACCUCCAGGUCGCAGUUUCAACCUCAGUUCCAAACUGUAUCAUCAGCUAACCCGACCUUCGGCCACUACAACUACCCCCCAGACCCAGGUGCUAUUCAACCACCCUGCCAGACACACCCAGCCGUUUCGACUCAUCAUCCCUCCGUAUACGACACCGGAUUCCCUCAAGAGGAACCACCUGAAAGCCAACAGCACUACACCAAUCUCAAUUCCGUUCAACCAAUCAAUUCGGUCGUUCAACAAAUGGGCAAAUUAGAACCUUUCUCCGAACUCCUCGCCGGCAGAUACUCGUACUACGGUGACCCAGGACCCCAACCCAUUCCAGUCGGUUACCACACCAAUCCUGCCACGAAAAUCGAAGCUGACAAAAGCCAGAUCCCUGUCCAACAGCCAGUUGACACUAGCGUGGAUGAUUGCGACGAGAAUUUCGGUGAAAUCAUCAAGAAAUCCAUGGUCGAAACUGUCUCGGCUUGAAAUUAAGGCGCAAAAGUACACACGGUGCAACACUUUUAUUAAGGGCUUCCCAGCGAGGGUCGCGAAUACCGUGGACUUGGCUUCUGCGACGAAUUCCCAGUCGAUCAGGACUGCUCGAGUUUUUUCAACGGAAACUCCCUUCUCUGCAAUCGCUGAACUCCAACGUUCGACCGAUCAGCGACCCAUGACGUCUCGCUGUUCGCUGAUUGGUCCAACUUCCAUUGAGGAUAACUCGCCAGGGAAGGCUCCUAUGAUAAAACGGCAAGAGACUUUUCGACUUGGAAUUCAAUCCUGAAGAUAAUUUUAAGGGUUGAACUCCCUAGCUGAGAAUUCCUGUAGGAUACGCAAACACAAAACACACAAAAAUCUUUAAAGUGGAGGCAGAGGUACCUGAUGAUCGAGCCGAUCGUAGGGUCUCUCGAUAUUUCAAUUCGCGAAUUAAUAUUAAUUAUUAUCAUUAACGGGACAAGUUGGAGGGCCGGGAAGGAAACGGUGACGUCCCGAGGAUCAAGCUUGGGCAUCGUUGAGAUCAAUGUAGCUAAACGAACGAUCUACGGGGUAGAAAAGAACUUUUGUAAAGUUAAGAUUCAUCGGGAGACGAGCGUUAUGAAUUUUUAAACGAAAAUCACUCUUCGUUGCAACUUUAUUUGUCCAUGUGCUCAGAAGUCUUGUCACUAAAAUCUCAUGCUCGCGGCUCCGGAGAAUUGGCGCGUCCUCCAACUGCCUCGUCUACGUAGUGAAGAGUUACGGAAACGUUUGAGCGUAAACGGGGCUGCAGAGAGACCGUUGGAUAAUCGUUGAUUUCACGCGAGACGAUAAGUAGCGCAAAUAUUUUGUGCACUCGAGUAAAACGAUUUUAAAAAAAGCGUAAUAAAAUAACACUGAAUUACAAGAACCCGACGACGAUUAUGCGUAUCGAAAUAUUGUUCAUUCAACGAGGUUGUGACCAAGAAACAACAAUGGGAUCAGCUUAGAAUGCAGUUUAUAACUAACUAACUUUAUUACUUGAUAACACAACACACACACACACACACGCACACACAACACAACACACACACACACACACACACAUACACACACACACACACACACACACACACACGCAAAACGAAUAAAUAAUUAAACGAAAGGAAAAUAAUUCAUUUUAAAUAAGGAUAAAACGUAGGUACGCAGUGCGCGAGUUUUUUAAUAGAAGGAGGAGGGUCGUGGAUUUUUAUUGUCAAUCAAAACGAGGCACGAAAAAUUAUGCAUUUUUCCAUUUACGUAAGAAGAUUAAUUCUUUGGGUUCUGCUAGUUAAAAAAAUGUAGAAUCACUGGAAAACAAAAGCAAAAACGAACACCUUGGACGUGUCAGUUCCCAGGCGAGAACAGUGUCCUGCUUUACCGAAGGCAAUUUCGAACUUGGCGAUGUUCCUCGCUUUUUUAUUCCAAUCGAGGAUAAAAUAUCACGAAAACUUUCGUGUUUUUCUUCUCAACUAAGAAGCGUGAUGCAAUGAACAAUCCAUUGAAAAUAAAAAGGAAGAAACCGCGAUAAAUAUCACACGGCUGCGUGCCACGAACAAUUGUAUAAACAUAAACAUAAAAAAGAAAACAUCGUUGAAGAAACGAUGCUAAAUUCGAAACGAAAGUUUAAAGAAUCAUUGGAAAUAAGGAAUGGAAAAUUGAUUAAAAAGUCUAAAUACACUAGACACUUUGACGAGAGACAAUUCAAUUAUUUACAAUUAAUUGCAGGGGAAGUGACACCUCCUUAAAAAAAAACAAAAUUAUAUAUAUAUAUACAUAUAUAUAUAAGCCCAAAUGUAUGUAAGUAAUUUUUAGAGUCUUUGAGUAAAAAAAGGAAAAGCAGCAAGGCAUAAAAUAGUUGAUAGCGUUUUAUUAAAUGUUGUGAAAAAGUC